Puma concolor (puma) is the source of this 2340-nucleotide messenger RNA. It is a transcript of the gene DHX40, whose product is annotated as DEAH-box helicase 40. Lineage: Eukaryota; Metazoa; Chordata; Mammalia; Carnivora; Felidae. Gene Ontology annotation, cellular component: intracellular anatomical structure. The record is from RefSeq and is a predicted model, not a curated record. Gene Ontology annotation, molecular function: 3'-5' RNA helicase activity; ATP binding; RNA binding.
AUGUCCCGGUUUCCCGCCGUCGCGGGCAGGGCGCCAAGGCGGCAGGAGGAGGGUGAGCGGUCAAUAGACCUUCAGGAAGAGCGGCCUUCGGCUGUUUCCAUCGCUGAUAGAGAAGAGAAAGGAUGCACAUCACAGGAGGGAGGAACUACUCCAACUUUUCCUAUUCAAAAACAAAGAAAAAAGCUUAUUCAAGCUGUGAGGGACAAUUCAUUCCUUAUUGUUACUGGAAAUACAGGAAGUGGUAAAACCACUCAACUCCCAAAAUAUCUAUAUGAAGCAGGGUUUUCACAACAUGGUAUGAUUGGGGUGACUCAGCCACGAAAAGUAGCUGCUAUAUCAGUUGCUCAGAGGGUUGCUGAAGAAAUGAAAUGCACUUUGGGAUCCAAAGUAGGGUACCAAGUUCGUUUUGAUGAUUGCAGCUCUAAGGAAACUGCAAUCAAAUAUAUGACUGAUGGAUGUUUACUGAAACAUAUUCUGGGAGAUCCAAAUCUUACCAAGUUCAGCGUCAUCAUUUUAGAUGAAGCCCAUGAGAGAACUCUAACUACAGACAUCUUAUUUGGCUUAUUAAAGAAAUUAUUUCAGGAGAAGGCUCCUAACAGGAAAGAGCAUUUGAAGGUUGUGGUGAUGUCAGCAACUAUGGAAUUAGCCAAGCUCUCUGCAUUCUUUGGAAAUUGUCCAAUAUUUGAUAUACCUGGAAGGCUUUAUCCAGUCAGAGAAAAAUUCUGCAAUUUGAUUGGCCCACGAGACAGAGAAAAUACUGCUUAUAUCCAAGCGAUUGUGAAAGUGACCAUGGAUAUCCAUUUAAAUGAAAUGGCUGGAGACAUAUUGGUUUUCCUGACUGGUCAGUUUGAAAUUGAAAAAAGUUGUGAGUUACUUUUUCAGAUGGCGGAGUCUGUUGACUAUGAUUAUGAUGUUCAAGAUACAACUCUGGAUGGUUUGUUAAUAUUGCCAUGUUACGGAUCUAUGACAACAGAUCAGCAGAGGAGAAUAUUUUUGCCACCUCCACCUGGAAUUAGAAAAUGUGUCAUAUCCACCAAUAUUUCUGCAACAUCUUUGACAAUAGAUGGAAUCAGAUAUGUGGUAGAUGGUGGCUUUGUGAAGCAGUUAAAUCACAAUCCCAGAUUAGGGUUGGAUAUCCUGGAGGUGGUUCCAAUUUCAAAGAGUGAGGCGUUACAGCGAAGUGGCCGAGCUGGCAGGACUUCCUCAGGAAAAUGCUUUCGGAUCUAUAGUAAAGAUUUUUGGAACCAGUGUAUGCCUGACCAUGUGAUCCCUGAGAUCAAGAGAACUAGUUUGACAUCUGUAGUUCUGACCUUAAAGUGCCUUGCCAUACACGAUGUUAUAAGGUUUCCCUAUUUGGAUCCACCUAAUGAGAGGCUUAUUUUGGAAGCUCUUAAACAACUUUACCAGUGUGAUGCUAUUGACAGGAGUGGCCAUGUGACCAGAUUGGGUUUGUCUAUGGUGGAAUUUCCUCUCCCUCCACAUCUGACAUGUGCAGUAAUCAAGGCUGCUUCUCUAGAUUGUGAAGAUCUACUACUUCCAAUAGCAGCAAUGUUGUCUGUGGAAAAUGUCUUCAUUAGACCUGUUGAUCCAGAGUACCAGAAGGAAGCAGAACAAAGACAUCGAGAAUUGGCAGCUAAAGCUGGAGGAUUUAAUGACUUUGCAACUUUAGCUGUCAUCUUUGAACAGUGCAAAUCAAGUGGAGCUCCAGCUUCGUGGUGCCAAAAACACUGGAUUCAUUGGAGAUGCUUAUUUUCAGCAUUUCGUGUUGAAGCUCAACUUCGAGAACUAAUCAGGAAGCUUAAACAGCAAAGUGAUUUCCCAAGAGAGACCUUUGAAGGCCCUAAACAUGAAGUACUACGGAGAUGUCUUUGUGCAGGCUAUUUCAAAAAUGUAGCUCGAAGAUCUGUUGGGAGAACAUUUUGCACAAUGGAUGGGCGUGGAAGCCCAGUCCACAUUCAUCCUUCCUCAGCACUUCAUGAACAAGAAACCAAACUCGAAUGGAUCAUUUUUCAUGAGGUAUUAGUUACCACCAAAGUCUACGCAAGAAUUGUGUGUCCAAUCCGUUAUGAAUGGGUGAGAGACUUGUUACCCAAGUUGCAUGAAUUUAAUGCACAUGAUUUGAGCAGUGUGGCCCGACGUGAAGUGAGAGAAGAUGCAAGAAGGAGAUGGACAAAUAAGGAAAAUGUAAAGCAUCUAAAGGAUGGAAUCUCAAAAGAAGUCCUAAAGAAAAUGCAAAGAAGAAAUGAUGAUAAGUCCAUAUCAGAUGCACGUGCUCGUUUCCUUGAGCGAAAGCAGCAGAGGUCCCAGGAUCACAGUGACACACGGAAGGAAACAGGCUAA